Messenger RNA from Nestor notabilis (Kea), 550 nucleotides. It is a transcript of the gene COMMD3, whose product is annotated as COMM domain containing 3. The record is from RefSeq and is a predicted model, not a curated record. NCBI's taxonomy places the organism in Eukaryota, Metazoa, Chordata, Aves, Psittaciformes, Psittacidae. The annotation marks the transcript as partial. The transcript is spliced from 7 exons. Gene Ontology annotation, biological process: sodium ion transport.
GUUUUGUGGAAAGGUACCGUUCAAAGGGCGAGCAGCAGCUCUUGGUACCGCGUGCUGGGAUUUGGCAUGCGAGUGUGUCAUCAGUCAUUCAUUUGUUUUAGACGAUCCAGACCUGAAAGAUAUUGACCCUACGGUAUUAAAACAUUGCCAUGCUGCAGCUGCCAUGUGUAUUCUGGAGGCAGGAAAGCAGAAUGCCGACAUAUCUGCUAUAAGCACAUGUCUAGAAGACUGUAAACUGGAUAAAGAGCGAAUAGAACAGUUUUGCACCGAAUAUCAGAAAAACAAGGAUGCAUUGGAAAUCCUAUUGGGAAGCAUAGGCAGAUCUCCUCUACAUAUAACUGAUGUGUCUUGGCGCUUGGAAUAUCAGAUCAAGAACAAUCAACUUCAUAAAACUUACCAGCCUUCUUACUUGGUGACCUUAAACGUAGAGAACAGUGAUUCAGGAUCGCACCCAGAUGUUAGUUUUAGUUGCACGAUGGAACAGUUACAGGAUUUAGUUGGAAAACUAAAAGAUGCUGCAAAAAGUCUAGAAAGAGCGUCUCAGAUGUGA